Messenger RNA from Zingiber officinale, 369 nucleotides. RefSeq lists its product as uncharacterized. The transcript has a single exon. Gene Ontology annotation, molecular function: nucleic acid binding. Bases 1 to 369 code for a protein of 122 amino acids. NCBI's taxonomy places the organism in Eukaryota, Viridiplantae, Streptophyta, Magnoliopsida, Zingiberales, Zingiberaceae. The record is from RefSeq and is a predicted model, not a curated record.
AUGACAUCCAGCAGGCGGAGGUUAACAAACUGGGAGAUCCUCAGAGGCUUACGAACUCGGCUCGACCACGCAGGAGGUAGUUGGGUUGACGAGCUCUCAAGUGUCUUGUGGGCACUUUGCAUGACUCCAAAUGAGGCGACCGACGUAACACCAUUCCAGCUAGUGUACGGAGGAGAAGCAGUGGUUCCUAUAGAGGUUAGAGUAGAAUUCAACCGGGUGCGACUCUACGAUGAGGGAAAUGGAAAGCGAAUGUUAAUGGAGCUCGACUUGGUGGAUGAAGCGCGGGAUAAAGCGGUCGUUCAGGUAAUGGCUUACCGACAGCAGAUGAGGCAGAACUAUAAUAGGAGGGUGAUCCCGAGGUCCUUCUAG